AUGUCUCGAUCCGCCGCAGACGCAACCCGCUUCACGGCCACAGGCCCCUACGCGCAUUCCAAGCCCGGUGCCGCCCCCUACAAGCUCCCUGGGUUCAUGGCGAACGCCCAGUCGCAGGGAUCCGGCAACGGUGGCCGUCCGGAGACGCCGAAGGAGAAGGUCGACCGGUUGCGGGCCCAGGCUAGGGCGGCGCGGAUGGCGCAGUCGACUUCGCGCGUAGAUACCAUGAUCGAUUUUGGAAGACGGUUCGCCAACAAGGCGCAUAAGACAAUGGUUUAUACGCUUAUUGCGGCUUCGGGUUCGGCACAUGGUGCUGUGCGUGGAGUAAGACAGACGUGGCUAAUGGGUCACUGUGUAGGUAUCUGCGGAGCGUUAACGGUCUACUCGAUGGUGUCUCUUACGCUAUACAACCGUCGUCAACGGGCGCUGUGGAUCGAGAAGGAAUUGAAGACGUUGCAGGAUGCGAAGACGGCGCAUGCCAGCGGAACCGCCACACCGGCACAGCUGGAAUUGCUCAAGAACGAGAAGAUCGGCGAGAUCUACGAACAGAAGAAACAGGAGGAGAAGGCGCAACGGCCCUGGGCUAAGUUCAAGCGGUAUUUGUUUGACGGGUUGAGUUCGGAGGAGGCUGCCGCGAAGGUGGAAGGUGCGACGGAGAAUAACAAGCCAGGGGUUCUGGAGGCGCUGAAUGCGAAGGCUGCGGAGGAGGCGAAGGCUGCUGCUGCUGCUGCUGCUGUGCAGCAACCGGGUCAGUUGGAUGCUCUGGCGGAGAAUGCGGAGACCGCGGCGAAGCAGACGUCGAAGAGCUGGAAGAGUUGGCUUACCGGACGGUAA
This is a messenger RNA of Aspergillus bombycis, 834 nucleotides long. Its product is annotated as cytochrome c oxidase assembly protein COX14. The transcript is spliced from 2 exons. The record is from RefSeq and is a predicted model, not a curated record. Lineage: Eukaryota; Fungi; Ascomycota; Eurotiomycetes; Eurotiales; Aspergillaceae. The coding region runs from base 1 to 834 and encodes 277 amino acids.